Striga asiatica is the source of this 663-nucleotide messenger RNA. NCBI's taxonomy places the organism in Eukaryota, Viridiplantae, Streptophyta, Magnoliopsida, Lamiales, Orobanchaceae. The record is from the annotation of a GenBank genome assembly.
AUGGGAUGGGCGAGAUCGGGCUCGAGGGCGAGCCGGCUGACGAGAAUCGAAAGCGGAAGUGAACUGAGAGACGGAUUCUCGGUGGAGAGAGCGGCGGCGACGAGCUGGACAGCCUCUUUGAGGUGGUUGGAGGAGCAGAGGCGAGGGACGACGUCGUUUAUCUGUACCAAUUCUUCUUCGGUUAGGGCGGAGCUUCUAUUCGUGGUGGUAGUUGCUGUAGAAGUCUCGAACCGUCUGGUCGAUAAUGAAGGAUACGGAAAAGUGAGCUUUCUUAAGUGGGACACGUGUUCUUUUCUUAUUGGUCAUUAUGGCUUGUACGGCUUUAUCACCUUUCUUAAGUGGGACACGUGUUCUUUUCUUAUGCCUGAACGCCGACCACCCGCCUCCGUUCACUGCCCUUCUCAUCUCACGGCGUCAAGCAGUUCUGGCAACCCUUUCCUCCGCAAGCAGCCGUCUUCAGCGCCGACGACCCUUCCCCGAGAGCAGGCUGCAACCGGCGACCGUCGCCCCUUUCUCUCGCAAAUCCCGUCGGCCCUCACCUCCUCCCAACCUGACCGCGAAGCGCCAUCGCGCAGGCCGCCUCCCCGACCUCCGGCGAGCCCUCCUCCGCGAACGACGACCCCAGCGUCUCCGGUGGACCCUCCUCCCUCCGCGAGCAGAUAA